Messenger RNA from Gambusia affinis (western mosquitofish), 1003 nucleotides. RefSeq lists its product as uncharacterized. NCBI's taxonomy places the organism in Eukaryota, Metazoa, Chordata, Actinopteri, Cyprinodontiformes, Poeciliidae. Bases 97 to 855 code for a protein of 252 amino acids. The record is from RefSeq and is a predicted model, not a curated record. The transcript is spliced from 4 exons.
UGCAAGUGACUUUAAGAGGAACUCCCUGACUGCUCAAGAACUACAAGGCAGACCUCAACAUCUGAACAGCUGUUUGGUGAUGGAUGCAAAGAAGCAAUGUCCAUAAUGAAGCACGCAUCAGACCAGGACGUUGUUAAGGGGAAAAUGAAGGCAACAUUCAAGCAUAGACAGAAUAUGCUACAUGAUCUGGACCAGUCAUCACUCAUCUUGGAUCACUUCCCAAGAUUCUUGGAUACACCAGGCUUGAUUGAGCAGGACUUCAUCAUGCUCUUUGGAGAAGACAUCUUGGGGAAGUUUGUUGCAAGAUGGCCAACGUUCUACAAACCAAAGGUCAUCACUGUCAGCAAAAGCCUUGGACAGAGUGUUCACCUGGAUGACCUUCUGUCUGCUCAGGAGGAGUCAAGUGAUUAUGAAUGGGACAGUGACUUGGCAGCCAUUCUCCUGCUGGUUCAUCUCUUGCCUCCAACCGUCAAAGGGAAGAAACAUGUAAAAGUUAGUGCAGCUGAGGCAGCUGAUCGUGUUGUGAAGUUCAUGAAGGUUGGAACAAGCAUGGCGACACUCCUUGGCAAAGUUGGAUCUGCACAGCCCUUCCUCCUCUGUGUUGGAGAGAAGAAGAGCAGUUUUCUGAAGUUCUACAUCAUCCUGGAUCAGAAGCCCAUUCCUUGUGUGGCACAGACUGCAGUGGCUGCCUUCGAUGAACUUUUUAAGGCACACUUUGUGUUUGCUGUGUCCUACGAUGCAACCCUCCUCAACUUCUACACAUUCAUCCAAACAACAGUUUAUGGGAUUGAUGCGGCAACAGCAAAGGAGAGCCCCAGAGUCGAGGAAAUCAGAGUGAGAAUUAACAACACUUAAAUAUGCCAACAUGUUACAUUUGUAAGGUUCAGCACAGAAAUUAUUCAACUCUUUUUCAGCGUUUGAAAUUUAGUCAUGCUUUGUAUCCAGGGCACAAAUUGCAUUUUAAACGUGGGGAACAUAGCUGUUCAUCUGUUUUUUACACGUA